AUGUUGAAAAUAAUAUUAAGUGGUUUAUUCUUACUAGUUUGUGCUAUCAACCCUACAUUGUCUAUUUACUGCUUCUGGAAUACAGGAUGUCCUUACAAGUUUUUGUCAACUGAAACAUCCUACGAUUCUGUUAGAGGAGACAUGAGGGAUUCAGCUGUAAACCUAAAGGGUUGCGAACCAAUCAGUAUGUGGGGGAUAUACAGACACGGCAAACGAAAACCUAGCAUAGCAACCAGUACCCAAAUGAAAGACGCCUUGCAAAUUCAAAACCUUAUUUCGGAAAGCUACAAAAAACACCACUCCUCCAUAUGUGCUCAGGAUGUAGAAAAUUUACUCAAUUGGAACAUGGAUAACAAGUUUCUGGAUGGUAAGCAGGAUUUGACGGAGGAAGGGAUGAGGGAAAUGGUAGGCCUCGGUAAUCGGUUGAAAGAGGCUUUUCCAUUACUUAGUGACGUCAGGGACGGUGAUUACACUUUCCGUCCCGCAAAGGGUCCCUGGAUAGAGGAGAGUAUUAAAUAUUUCGUGAAGGGCCUAGGGAAAAAUAUAAAAAUAGAUGGCGCGAGGCAUGACUCAGAUGUUAUGGCGCCAAACUGUGAAAAACGAAAUGAGAAGUACGAUGAUUCUGAGGUCAAUAAGUUUAUGGGCUCUUCCGAUUAUUUAAAGGUAAAAGAUAGAAUCCAAAGACGGACGGGCUUAGAAUUCAAUUUGUCAGACGCGAACGUGUCAGCCCUAUAUGAUUUGUGUCGCUACACCUGGACCAAUAAAGCUAGCCCCUGGUGUGCACUCUUCACUACCGAAGAUCUUCAAGUCCUAGAAUAUAUAGAGGAUUUAAAACUCUACUAUACGAAUGGAUAUGGUCUUAAAUCGAAUGAAAAAGUUGGAAGGAUUCCUCUUGCUGAUUUAUAUAACGCAUUCAUGCAAGCUAAAGAAGGGAAAGAUGUCACCAACGAUGCUACUAUUGAUCAGAUUUUUACAGCACUAGGACUCUUCAAGGACGCUUCGCCGUUGACGGCCGCUGCUAGAAGUCGUGAUAGGAAAUGGAGAACCAGCUAUAUUUCAGUGUUUUCAGCUAAUCUUGUAGCUGUUUUGAAUAGAUGUAACAAAGGCCCCAAGGAGGAAUACAACGUGGUAUUUUAUUUCAACGAAGAACCUAUUGCAACCAUCUGCGAAGAGGGAGUAUGCUCGUGGCAAGAAUUUGAAAACAAAUUAGGUUCUUUCACAACUAAUUUAACUGAAGCAUGUGCCGUGUGA
This is a messenger RNA of Aricia agestis (brown argus), 1251 nucleotides long. Its product is annotated as multiple inositol polyphosphate phosphatase 1-like. Bases 1 to 1251 code for a protein of 416 amino acids. The transcript is spliced from 5 exons. Gene Ontology annotation, molecular function: acid phosphatase activity; inositol phosphate phosphatase activity. The record is from RefSeq and is a predicted model, not a curated record. NCBI's taxonomy places the organism in Eukaryota, Metazoa, Arthropoda, Insecta, Lepidoptera, Lycaenidae.